Messenger RNA from Eimeria tenella, 1050 nucleotides. RefSeq names its product Atypical MEK-related kinase (incomplete catalytic triad), putative. The transcript has 2 exons. Gene Ontology annotation, molecular function: protein kinase activity. The coding region runs from base 1 to 1050 and encodes 349 amino acids. Gene Ontology annotation, biological process: protein phosphorylation. NCBI's taxonomy places the organism in Eukaryota, Apicomplexa, Conoidasida, Eucoccidiorida, Eimeriidae. The record is from RefSeq and is a predicted model, not a curated record.
AUGGGGCUUUCUGUGCUGCACUCUUACCGCGUGCUGCACAAGGAUAUAAAGCCUUCGAAUUUGCUGCUGCUGCGGCCCUUGCCCCCAUCUUUUGUCUGCCGCGUUUGGCUGCCCCCGCUGCAGCAGCAGGGGUCCCGGCGGGGGCGUGUGGGGUUAUCGCCUGCUGCAGCAGCAACAGCAGCAACAGAUGCAGCAGCAGCAACAGCAGCAGCAGCAGCAGCGUGGGACCCCGACUCUGCGAGCGAAAGCGAGGCCAGCUUUAACAGUUCAGAGGAAGAAGAAGCAGCAGCAGAUUCUUUUUUGUUUACAGGGGCUCCUGCUGUUGCUGCUGCCGCUGCGCUGCAGCAGCAAAUAAGAGACACCAUGAACAGUACAGACAGAAGGCCCCUGCCCCCCGUCCCUGUUGUUGCUGCGAAGCAGCUCAGCUCGGCAGCAGCAGCAGCAGCAACAGAGCCAGCAGCAGCAGCAGCAACAACAGCAGCAGCAGCAGCAGCAGCAGCAAGUCAUCUGCACAGCGGAGAGAGGCAGGUGUCUCUUGCCCAGGCCCUCAGAGAUGGGCUGCUGGAAGCUGCAGCAUUCCCCCAGCACUGCAGCAGCAGCAGCAGCAACAGCAGCAACAGCUGCAACAGCAGCAGCGAGUCGGAAGAAGAAGACGAGCAGCAGCAGCAGCAAGGAGAGGGACAAAGGGGCAAAAAGAGGCCACGAGAGAAGCAGCGAAGGGGCCAGGGCGAACCUGCAGCAGCAGCAGCAGCAGCAACAGCAGCAGCAGCAGCAGCAGGUGAUUCCAUGCAUGCGAAGGCCAAUGGCUGCCUCACUGGCAGUAACGGCGCCAGAAACAGCAGCAGCAGCAGCACCCACUGCAGCAUCAGCAGCAGCAGCUCCCACAGCAGCAGCAGCAGCAGCAGCAACAUUGAGGAAAGCGAGGUGCUGCUGCAGCUGGCGGACUUCAAUACUGCUGCUGUUGCAGAUGAUGACGGAUGCACUAUUUGGGAUGCUGGUAAGUAUCUUUUUGCUGCUGCUGCUGCUGCAGCAGCAGCAGCAGCUCAGUAG